This is a messenger RNA of Psylliodes chrysocephalus, 2640 nucleotides long. NCBI's taxonomy places the organism in Eukaryota, Metazoa, Arthropoda, Insecta, Coleoptera, Chrysomelidae. The record is from the annotation of a GenBank genome assembly.
AUGGGAAAAAAGGGAAAUCGGAAUAGACCAACUUUAGUAUCCUUGACUUCAUUUUUAAGAAAACAGGAAAUCUUACAUCCAUGUUUGGUACACUAUUGCAGAAAGGGAAGGGAGUGCGUUCUCGAAGACGGAGAACCGAAAUGCAUAUGUCAAAAACAGUGCCCGCCCCACGAAAAACCGGUUUGUGGUUCGGACGGACGGAUAUACUCGAAUCAUUGCGAAAUCCACCGAGCUGCCUGUUUGCUGUCGAUCGCAAUCACGGCCGCCAGAUGGUCGUUUUGCGAAAAACCUGGCAAAGGACGACCGGAGAUCGAUACAGAAAGUAAUUUUGCGAAUGAAAUUCCAACGAUAUCCACAGCGAUAUACAACAAAAAUGUAUCUACAUCUGCUUUUGUGAAAAAUCUUACACUGCCGUCAACACCACUGGUUUCAGUAGACGAGGCAACUGAAGAUUUAAUAUUUGAAACAACUACCGAAGAAUCAGAAUAUUUGGACAAUGAAAUAAGUGAAGAAGCAGAUGACACCGGUGACUUUUAUACAGAUAAAGAAGACUGUAGUAUGCAAGAAUAUGAAGUAUUAAAGGAUAAUUUACUGCUAUACAACCAUGCCAGGUUGAUGUCGCAGAAUAAUCAUAGCAAGGAUUAUUUAGUCUCCAUUAUGUUUUCGCAUUACGACAGGAAUAACAAUGGUAACUUGGAAGCUACGGAACUUAGCGAGAUAUCCAUCCAAGAAAGGCUUGACACUCUUAGCAACGGUUGUUCUUUAGCAAAUAUGAUUCAGUAUGACGACACUGAUCAUGAUGGCAAACUAAGCAUUAACGAAUUUUAUGUGGCGUUUAGUAAACUCUACAGCGUCUACGUAGUGUCUCUGGAUAAAGCCCUGGAGACCAAUCACCUCUCAGCUCGAGUGGGUGACAAUGUCGAAAUAAAAUGUGACGUUACGGGUUCGCCGGUGCCGCCUAUCGUUUGGAAAAGAAACUACGCAGAUUUGGCAACGCUAAACGAAGAAGACGUUCGAGUUUUUGGGGAUGGGAGCUUGUAUUUAACGAGGAUACAGUUACAGCAUGCAGGGAAUUAUACUUGUCAUGCACAGAGGAAUAAGGACAUUGUUCAAACGCAUAUCCUUACAGUUCACACCGUGCCUGAAGUUCAUGUAACGCCAAGGUUACAGUCAAAACGUCCUGGGGAGGAUGCUACAAUGUUCUGUCAUGUAGCAGGAGAACCGUUUCCAAAAGUGGAAUGGCUGAAGAACGACGAACAUCUGAAGAUGGACAUUCCUAGAAAAUAUCAAAUUAUCGGAAAUGGAACGUCUCUUAAAAUAAGAAACAUUGCAUUUGCUGAUACCGGAGCUUAUAUGUGCCAAGCAACAAGUAUAGGUGGUCUUACAAGAGAUAUUAGUUCGCUGGUGGUUCAAGAACAACCAACACCAAGUUCUCCUAACGAGGAACGUCGAUUUUUUGCAUUCCAUGAUUGGGGGGUGUCCAUCUAUGAACCGUCGACGUGCAGGCUGUACCACAGAAUCCAGUCCACGGAUAUUAUACCAGGAACGCAGGAAUAUGUCUGUGGAGACAAAUCGGUAAAAUGCGAAUGGGGACGUGCCAUAAACGUGGCGAAUCGUUACGUGUACGCCAGCCAGCCAACCAGAGAUAGAAUCCUCAUCAUAUCCAAAGUCCAGAUGGUCGUUGUGGACGUGGUCAGCACCGAUAAGUACCCUGUGGAACUCCAUCACGUCGCGCAUUUGGAUCAAGUGUGGGUGUUGAAUUGGAGAUCUGAAAACAAUACCGGAAUUAAGACUAUACAGGUAAUAAGAGAUGCUGGUCAGAAGAGAAAACAUCACACUGUACAUCCUGAACCCAUUGACGGACAAUUUGACUUGGUCACCGGUUUGUUUAUCCCUUCUCCACUACAAGAACUGUCCCACUACAGCUUCAAGUACGGCUACGUGACGCACACUAAUCAGAGGGGAUUGUACAAAUUAGAUUUGGUUAAUCUGAGAUACACCAGAUCGGUGGAUCUUACGCCUUACAACUGUGUACCCACUCAAGUUAGAUUUUCCUCCUUAUAUGGUAUGGUCAUAAUGCAGUGUUUGGAGCCAGUAACGAAUAGACCAACGGGUCAACUAAUUUUGGAUUACCUAACUGAUAGCGUGAUCGGGGUCAAACCCAAUUUACCCGGGGUACCCUAUAUUUCACCAGAUUCCAGAAAAUUAGUCACCUUGGAUAAAACUACAAAUGGAGCUACCCUCAUAGUUCAAGAGAUUACUGCUAAUGGACUGAACUUUAAUUUUGAUGUCAAAACUACACUGAACAUUUCUGACAUCAAUUUUUAUCCCAGCCAAUCCACGCAUAGUUACGAUAUUUACGCUUCAGCACAGGAUAAGGAGGGCAUAUUAUUCUUAAAUUUACUCACAGGAAAAGUUGAAAUGAUAACAGGAGUCGGCAGGGCCGUACCGCUGCAGCUCACAAAAUGGAAUAACCCAAAUAGACCCAUCAGUGGAUCAGGUCUCUUUGGUCAAUACAUGGUGACGCCGGCCAAUGAAGCUCUCUUCGUAAUAAACGGCAGAUCAAGAACUGUCAAUUGCGAAAUCGGCGCCGUAUCGCAUCCUAGCCAAGUGGUCUGGACGACGUUGAAGUUUCAUUAG